This is a messenger RNA of Durusdinium trenchii, 1200 nucleotides long. The record is from the annotation of a GenBank genome assembly. Lineage: Eukaryota; Dinophyceae; Suessiales; Symbiodiniaceae.
AUGUCGGACAAUGUGCGUUUACAAGCGUGGCAGCUUCAGAACUUGCGGCAAGCUUUUGUUCAGAAUGCUACAUCGCAUCCUUUGGCACAUGUUGAGCGAUCAAUACAGAAAUUACAGGAGCUGAUUGAAGUUUUGCGGCAUGAUUUGAACUUGGAUGCCUUCAAGCGUCGAAAGUUGAGAAGCUCGCUGACUGUGCGACAAUUUCAGUCUCGUUGCGCAAAGCUGCGGCACAAGUGCAAGAAGCUGCAAGCUGAAGUAGAUUUGAUUGAAGCUAGCCGGGCGAUCAAUCAGGAAGAACCACCGGCCAUUGUUGUUUCUCAUUUGCAUGAUGAAGCCUCCCUGAAGCUUCGCUCUUUUGACUUGGAGCUGGUGGGAUGGACUCUGAGAGCGAGGUGCUCCAAGGUCCAGAACGAGGUUGUGCACGUGAAGUUUCCCAGUGGAAAGACUGAGAGACCGCAACCGACGCGGCUUUGGCACUUUGCAGCAUGUGCUCGAGCAUUCCUCCGCAUGCGGAUGAUUGGGAUUACUAAAGAGGUGCUGCAAGUUACAACAACCAGACCUUCCGCUGAGAACGCACAUGGGUGCUCCAGUGAGCAGCGAGCAGCGUUGAGCAGUCAGCAGGUCCGCGCCAAGGCCACGAAGCAAAAGGGUUUCUACAAUGACAAGUUGGGCACAGUUGUCAAUGUGCUCGCCAAUGACAACUUCAAAGUGCUCUUGGAAGAGGGCGACAAGAAGGGUGAAAAGCGAAAGUGUGAAGUCCGCUUUCUCACCACAAUUGUUCCCGACCCAGCUGCUGAGUUGCCUGAAGGCAGUGAGCUUGACGCGAAGCUCUCGGACUGUUGGGAGAUGCAGAUCACAUUUCCGGCACAGACAGGCUUGGAUACAUCCAAGUACGAGACCACCUACGGCGUGACGCAGAUUGAUGGUGGAGUCAAACUGGGCUUCGUCACCGGGUCCAACGUGGGCUCCAGGCUCUACCUGCUAGAGGAUGAGAACUACAAGAUGUUUAAGCUGAAGAACCGUGAGUUCGCUGUGGACGUGGAUGCCUCGCAAGUGCAGUGCGGCAUGAAUGGGGCCAUGUACUUCGUGGAGAUGGAUGCAGCCGGUGGCAAAGGCCUGGGGUCCAACAAGGCGCUGCGGCAAACAGUUCCGAAAUCGGAGCAUGGGCAACUGGUAGGAAAGGAUGGAAAGGGCAUGUAA